This is a messenger RNA of Thalassophryne amazonica, 1857 nucleotides long. Its product is annotated as E3 ubiquitin-protein ligase Topors-like. The record is from RefSeq and is a predicted model, not a curated record. Gene Ontology annotation, biological process: protein monoubiquitination; protein polyubiquitination. Gene Ontology annotation, molecular function: ubiquitin protein ligase activity; metal ion binding. Lineage: Eukaryota; Metazoa; Chordata; Actinopteri; Batrachoidiformes; Batrachoididae.
AUGUCUGCAAUCAAGUUUGUGCUGCAGCAGACACAGAAGAGUCUCAGAAGGAAUACCUCGGAAAAAAUGUCAACGGAGUUGUCGCCAGAUUCCAAAUGUCCGAUCUGUUUGGACAAAUUCAACAACAUUGCUUACUUGGACACCUGCUUGCACAAGUUUUGCUUCCGUUGCAUUCGUGAGUGGUCCAAAAACAAGGCAACGUGCCCUCUAUGCAAACGGCCAUUUAAUUCCAUCUAUCACACUAUAAAAUCAGAACAUGACUCUACUUACGCCGAUCUACGGCCGGUAGAUAAUGGCUCCUUUGGCACUUUUGGUGGCGUUCGGUUUAGGUACCGCACAACUCUUACUGGAGUACACAGAGCGUUUCAGAGGAGGACUUCCCCACUUCCAGACAAUGGUGUGAUGUUUGAAGCCUCAGUUAAUUCUCACCAACAAGCUCAGUACAGCUAUAUCAAGCAGAUGAUGAUGAGGUUGGCAGCCAGGAGGAGGGCUGCAAGGGAAGGCACAGCACUGCAUAAAGUCAGAGAACAAGAAAUGAUCAACUUCAGGAGGAAGUUGUACCGGAAAGGAUUGAAAGUUACAACUAUCUUGGAUGGUGGUUGCUCCAGAGACACCUCAGCAGACUUCUACUGAAGAAAUCCUGCCUGCUUGCAUAGACUGAUCCCCUGGUUAAAAACAGAGCUUGUUGUGCUGUAUGGUGCCCAUGGUUCUCUGGUCAACAUAGUUCAAAACAUCAUCAUGUCACGUAUUUCCCAGUGUGACAUGGAGGACGCACGUUUUCGAGACAAGCUGAGGCUGUUUCUUCAGGGUCACACAGAUCACUUUCUGCAUGAGUUCAUCAGCUUUGCCAAGUGUCCCUUCAAUGUGGAUGCAUAUGAUCAGAACACAGUAUACAACUGCCCCGGCCCUUUCACCAAUGAAGAUGGCAGCACCAACUCCAUCUCAGACGAUGAGCCAAACUCUGUGGACUUGGAACCACAUGAAGAUACCAGAUCUAAUUUGAGCUCCUCCUUGUGGGAUGAUGAAACACCUGGACCAUCAUAUUUUAUAGCAGCAGAGCAGAAUAGGGAGAAUCUGACUGUCCCCGACUCUGACAGCGAUACCAGUUUUGAGGAGGACACGGCAGAGUCUGUACCUUUGUCACAAAUUUCAAGGACUCGUAAUCACACAGAAGCAACUCAUAGUAACGUUAACAGUGACUACUGUUCUGACAGUGAUGACUGCAUUAUUGUCAGCUUUCUUAAACCCAGAGCAGAGCGCACUCCUGAACUGGUCCAACUUUCUUCUGACUCUGAUGAAUCUUCUGCUGAAGAUUCUACAGAAGUGCCUCCUGCUCCUCAACACAUUCGAUCCAUCAGUCCUAGUCCUCAAACUUCUCAGAGCAGUGACACAGCUGAUGGCUCAAGGUCACAGAACGCAGUGUUGGUGGAUAAUCAGCUGAAUGCAGAUGAAAGGUGGUCUUCUACAUGUAAAAAACACAAAACAUCUCAUAAAUCACAUAAUAACCACAGGGAGAAGCAUUGGUCUAACAAGAGAGAGAACAGGAGGAGGAGUAGGAGUAGGUCAAGAAGCAUUGGUGUAACAACAGAGAGAACAGGAGGAGGAGGAGUAGGAGUAGGUCAAGAAGCAGAGCGCAGGUGUCCAGUGACCUCUCCGGGCAAUGGCAGUCAUUUCCUCAUUGAUGGAGGUUGUUCUUAUUCCAUCACUCGAGAUGCCUCAUACUCAAAAUGUAGCAGCAGCUACAAUAAAAGGAGGGAUGCUGAUUUCAGCCAUUCUGGUUAUGAGUAUCACAGACUGUCACCUAGUUGUAGUGUGCAGUCAUACAGCUUUCACAGUCGAGACGGAGACGGAAACUGA